Sipha flava (yellow sugarcane aphid) is the source of this 1724-nucleotide messenger RNA. RefSeq lists its product as uncharacterized. The coding region runs from base 522 to 1454 and encodes 310 amino acids. The record is from RefSeq and is a predicted model, not a curated record. The transcript has 7 exons. Lineage: Eukaryota; Metazoa; Arthropoda; Insecta; Hemiptera; Aphididae.
CUCAUGUGGUGGUCGUUUCUUCCGUUCACAUCGGAUCUCCAGCAGAUGACAAUCUUCUCGUUUUACCAAGAGCAUAUGAGACGGAUGAAAAAAGGAAUGUUUUCGGACGGUGGCGGCAAUGCAAUGACGAACACGAGAAUCUUACCGCCCGGUUGCCCAUUGCACCGUCCGACCGACGACCCACUACUACCAUUAUACGCGGUGUACGAUGACAUUAUCCGUAGGAAACCCGACGACCUGAUGAAACGGGACCCGAGACGCCGGAACAUGCUUUGACACACGUUCUAUCAGUAUUUUGUUUUGCAAUUUCUCGACGAGGAUUUCAAUUCAACGGUGACGGGCUCCCAGCUGUAUAGGACCGACGGAACCGCCCGUGGAGAGUUAAGAUCGUUUGUCAGCGGUAAGCUGAAAACCAAACGUCUUCUGAACGACGAGCACUAUCCACCACUGCUUACGCUCAUCGAAAAGUUCAUCUCGGUGUUUUCCCGGGUGAGGGCCGGUGGGCCAACUUAUUGGGUAAUAUGGUUAAUCAAAUUACUGGAAAUAAAUUACCAUCCAAUGGAGACUGCCUUCGGGUAUUAUUUCAUAACAUGCGUGUUGUAAAUUUAAAUUUAAAUGAUAGUUCGGGCCUUGUUGCUGAUGAAUGCUUAUUGUUUUGGAAAAAGGCAAGAAUACCUACUCAACAUCAUUGUGAUGUAGUUCGAAAAAUAAAAAAUGUAUAUGAAAGUUGGCGAAGCUUAGAUAAAAAUAAAACAAGAAAAGAUGCUUUCAAUAUAAUUAAAAUUGAAGAAGACAGGCAGUUUCUAACUUUACAAAGACAAGAAGGUCGUGUUGGGUAUAUGAUAGGCGUGGACAAAAAAUUAUGUGCAGUUGAAGAACGAAGAUCUGAGCGAGAGCAAAGGAGAGAAUUGUUCAAGCAAACAAACAUCGAUUAUGGAACCGGCCCAACUAACAGUGUUGAUGUUGUGGAGAGUAUAUCAAGCGAUGAUGAACGUGAUGUGCUUAACUCUAAAGAUUCCGAAAUUUGUGAAAGUAUUACAAUGCCAGUGAAAAAUAAACGAGGUAGGAAAGAAAUUAUGAAUAGUCGUUUAGCAUCAGCUUUAGACAAAUGUAAGGUUAGUGACAGGGAUGCAGUUCACUUAUUAAUAGCAUGUGUUGAGGUAUUUAAUGUAGAUGUAAAAGACUAUGCGAUAAGUCGCUCUUCAAUUAAGAGAGCUCGUGAAAGUUUUCGUUACCAAAUAUCUUCCGAAAUUAAAACAGCGUUCCAUCAAUUAAACUUAAAUUCUGUAGUUGUUCACUGGGAUUCAAAAAUACUUCCUAAUUUGAUUGGAACAGAAAAUGUAGAUAGAUUACCAGUUAUUAUAACAGCACCAAACGUAGAACAACUUCUUGGAAUACCACAUUUGUCAUCUGGUACCGGAAAGGAAAUUUCUUCUGCAGUGUAUGACACAUAAAAGGAUUGGGAUAUGUUGGAAAAAAUGCAAGCGUUUGUUUUUGAUACAACGGCAUCCAACAGCGGCAGAUUAAAUGGAUCAUGUGUGCUAUUAGAACAAAUGUUAAACAGGCCAAUAAUGUUUUUGGCUUGUCGGCAUCACAUAUUUGAAAUUAUUUUGCAAUCAAUUUUCUCAUACUCAAAACUUACAAUAAUGUCCGGUACCGAUAUUUCAAUUUUUAAACGUUUUAAAAAUAACUGGAAUCAAAUAGAUACAACUAAAUUUAGUACU